Molecule: messenger RNA, 1336 nt
Organism: Cannabis sativa
Lineage: Eukaryota; Viridiplantae; Streptophyta; Magnoliopsida; Rosales; Cannabaceae
Product: SNF1-related protein kinase regulatory subunit beta-2
Exons: 5
Coding region: 258-1145 (295 amino acids)
Molecular function (GO): protein binding
Source: RefSeq, a predicted model, not a curated record
CAAACAUUGAAAAGCAACAUUAUUUAGCCCAUCGAGGGAUCUUCCCAAUUCAUUGGAGAAUCAAUUCCCUGUUCAUUUAAUUUUAUGCAGUUCCCUUUGUAAUAGGAAGAGUUAAGAGAGAGAGAGAGAGAUCAAAUUGCACUUUCUAUUUGGUCAUUCUCUUGUGAAGCCUGUAAAGCUGAGAAGACAAUGCUUAUACACUCCCUUUGGUCAAUCUCUUGUUGGGUUUCUUGUGUCUUCCCAAUUUGCUUAUACACAUGGGUAUAUUGUCCAGUUCAAGUUACCUGCUUGCUUUCAUGGUGAUGGGUAAUGCCAGAGGUGGAAAAGAUGGAGAAGGUCCAUCGAGAACUAAAAGCUUUGAAGAUGCUGAUGUAUUAGAAUCUGAACCAGAUGGGGUGUUCUCAGAUUCCAUGGCCAUGGCUGGCUCAACUUCUCACAACCAAAGUGGGUUCCACCCUUAUGUCUUGUUCAGUCAUCGUCCUAACCCUUUAGAACCCCAUCAAAUGCCUGGCCAGCAUAUCCUUCCUCAGAAUGGAGCUUUUCUUCAACAUUUAAUGUCUAGUCAUGUUAUUUCCAAUGGAAAUUUGACUCGCGUGAAGCUAUCUUGGAGUUGUGGUGCCAAGCAAGUAGCUGUAAUGGGAUCGUGGGACAACUGGCAAACCAGAGAGAUUUUGCAGGGUACAGGAAAUGGUUUCUUUGUUGUAAAGACACUCCCACCAGGUGAAUAUCAUUACCUGUUUAUAGUUGAUGGCUAUUUGAGGUGUGCUCCAGACUUGCCAUGGAUCUGUGAUGAUUCAGGGAAUGCUUACAAUAUUUUGGAUUUGCAGGAAUGUGAGUCUGAAUUGCCAGAAAAUCUAUCAGAUUUCAGAACUCCCCCAUCACCUCCUUCGAGCUACGAUAACCAAUGCUUAAACGAAGAUGACUUUAGUAGGCCUCCACCGGAGACACCCUCUCAACUACAUUCUACAAUUCUAAAUAUUGAGCCAUCUUUAAACGAUGGUCAGCACCCGCAACACACAGAGUUGAACCAUUUGUACAUUCAACACCAAUUUGAUGGUCAGUUCAUCGCACUUGGUUCCACGCGUAGAUUUCGCCAAAAAUAUGUUAGGAUGGUAUUGUACAAGCCUGUUAGAAGAACAAAUUGAUUAUGGUUUGGUGGGAGUAAAUUUAUUUGACUGUGAUAAUGGGAUAUAAGAAGGUUUUGUGGUUAUGGCUUAAGGGGUUUUGGAAAGCAGUUUGUGUAAGUAAUGGUAGGACUUUCUUUUCCAAUAUACUUCAUUAAAGCGAUCAUUUUUCAUGAUCAUGAAAUUAAGUUUCAGAUUCCUGUCCAAAGAAA